GUGUUUUCGGUGAAAUCUGCAUUUGUGUUUUGUGAAAAUAAAUAAUAAUUGCAUUUUAGUUGGAAACAUUCCAAUUAUUGUAGUAGAUAAGUAAUUUAUAGGAUCAGUGACCGCCGCGCGCUUAGUCAGCGAAUGCGAUUCUCGUGUCUUUGUUAGUUAAUUUUGUCCGGUUGUGAGUACGAAUAAUAUUAUUUGUGUAGUGUUAUUUUAAAAUGGAGACAAUGCAAGUGGACUGUGAUAUGCAACCGGACAAGGAUGAUAGCGGAUGUACUCAGGAUGACAUGUCACCCUUCAGGCAGAUCAGUCUUCUUGAUUUAUCAGAUGAUGUUCUACUGUACAUCCUACGACUCUGCUCGCCACGCGAUCUAAAGGCUCUUGGAUAUACAUGUCCACGACUUGGAAUCUUGGUGCAAGAGCGGUCUCUGUGGAAGCGUGUGGAUGCUCGUAAUGAGGUCUUCAGCACCGCAAGGCUGGAGUGGUACCUCGCUCACAUGCUGCAUGAGGACACACAGGAAUUAUUGAUCAGUGGCCAUGCUAGGGAAUGUUCAGGAUGCCUUGGCCUUAUUAACACAACUCGGGCGGUUGCUGAAGAGGAUUUAAGUGGGCAGACUGCUGAUGAAAAGAAAAAGGAAGAGCCUUGUACUAGUGGCAACACGAUAUCGGAGGACAACAUAUCAGUGGUCCGUGAGAUGCCGUUCUAUGUUCGCAGACCUCAUUCGCGUUUCUAUGUUAACCAGCGUAUGGACUGUUUGCCACGGCCACGCGACUACCCAGCCUGGAGCGACGACAGUGGCAUGGGCCGUUCGGGGCCCCAGAGCUGCGUGGGGCCUCAAUUCACAUUGACCCCACAAAUAAUGAGGCAACUGAGGCACCAGUGCAAUAUAACCAUACUAUCUCUGGAGUACUGCAAUGUCAAUUGCAAUGUCAUAAAUUUGAGCCAAUUUCCCAAAACUCUCAAGAGGCUGUCUCUACGUGGGACAAAGUUCUUCAAUCUGAUAAUUGAUCGAUCAUUUUUGACCAAAAUAUGCAAGUGUUUGCCCGUACUAGAGUAUCUGGACCUCUCAGAGUGCGACUGGUUGGAACCUUCGUCUCUUCUCCCGUUGUCCAAACAUACCACACUCACCCACCUGAUCGCUCGCGAGUGUUACAAGUUGACGGAAUUCGUCGCGUACGCGUCGCUGACAUCCAGAUAUGGUUUUCGCACUUUGAAGGUUUUAGACCUUAGGGGAUCACCGGUAGGCGAUUCAGAGGUGGCUGCCCUCGGGUGGCUGCCUUACCUCGAAGAGUUGUGGCUUAGUGCUGCUCAUUUCCCCAAGAGGAUCCGCCAUGCUCACUACACAGAUGAUGAAUAUGUCCCUCAUACGCUGUUGGAUAAUUGGGAGUUGCAGGAACCAGACUAUUACCAAAAGAAAUCGAUCCCAGAGCCCAUAGAGACCGAUGAGGAAGAUUCCAGCUUUCAAGAAAAUGUUGAACCUGAACCAUCCACAUCGAGGGAGGGUCCUACAUUGGGACCUACUUUUGAUGCCGAAGCGGCGAAUAAAAGAGCGAAAGAUGUUGAAAAGAGAAAGUCACUACCGAAAGAGCCAGAGGAAGACAAAAAGGAUGACAAUGAUGAUGAUGACGACGGCCAGGACGGACCGAGUGAUCCGAAAAGAACAAAACGUGAUGCCACCAUACACGUUCAUAUUGAAAGAAUUCGCUUGCAAAGGCAGAAUGAAAAUCAAGAAGAGAAUCCUAAUCCAGCACCUUCAGGAAGUAACGUCAUUGUUAUCGGACCAAAUGAAGACCCGCAACAUCCCUUACACUGUGUAUGCCCUAAACACAAAUCUGUGGAAAAAACAGACAAAUCAACGGAAACAGAUAUGUCUGUCUGUGACUGUCCGAAGAAGAAGAACGAAAAAGACAAGGAAAAUAAAAUCCAGGAUCCCAAAGACGAACCAAGUGGGAGUCGUGACGAAAGGAAUGAUAACGCUAGAUAUGUCCGGUUUAGGAGAAACCAAAAUUCUGUAACUGUCAAUUUCGCUGACGACUCAGAGAUCACAGUUCGUCGUCUUCCUAGAAAUGAAGAAGCUAACGAAGAAGAAAAUCGUCCAGACGAUAAUGCAAACCAAGAAAAUCCACAAAAACGUCGCAAGUUUUCUGAUAUUCUUCGCGCGUUUGCCGCUCAUUUGGAGACGCACGAACUACAUGACUGCAAAAAGCCUUCAAAGGAAAAUAAAGAUGAUGAUAAAAAGGAAGACGAUAACAAAGAUGGUGCAAACGAAGAUGAUACAAAAGAAGAUAAUGCAAAAUAUGAUAAAAAAGAGAAGGAUGAAAUAAAACCAGAGGCCGAUGACCCCCAACCCGGCCCGUCAGGGGUUAAACCUAAACCUAAAGAGGAACCGGAAAAAGCGAAGCCAAAAAAAGAGUUAAACCCUGUUUGCGCCCGGAACCCGAAUCUAAGCCACCUAAUGCAGAGUAUCGAAAACCAACAGAUUAACAUUCAGGUGGACAUCGACCAAGAAAACGCCAACCAGGAGCAGAAUCGUCCAGAGAACCCCAACAGAUUUGAGGCACACAUUUUCCUCCCUCGAAACUCAGUUUCGGCGCGUAAUCCGAACUUGAACAUGCUCGUCCAAAAUGCGAGCCCGGAAAUUCCAGACCCGGGUCGGAAUAUGGAGAAUCUCCCGUUUCCAGGCUUCGUUCACCCAAUGCCGCCGUUCAGGGGAGAACCGCUACGAGACUUCCAAUACAUUCUUGAACCACGUCACCACGUCUUGUACGUGAGCGUCGGCUCCCAGUUUAAUACCUUCAGAUUUCCCCGUGAAUCCGUCGAGGGUGAGGGGAAUUUAGAUCUGCAUAUCGACUCCAGUUCGCUGGUCACGGACUUCUCUAUUCGCCGAUUCGGGCGCGCCGAUGGAGAGAACGUGAACUUUAUACAUUUCGGGCCAAAUGGUCCGGUCCUGAUGGGCAACGGCGGGAAUAAUAAUCGGCCGGAUAGGUCCAAUCUUCGGGUUUUAUCCGUGACCGGGUAUAGGAAUAUUACGGACCGUAGUCUGUUGCAUUUGAUCAGCGCGGCGCCGCAUUUGAGGAGACUGGACUUUUCGAGCACCAUGGUCACGGAUUCUGGGGUUGAGAAUUUCAGAAAUCUCCGACCUGAUUGCGAAGUUAUCUACAGUCCCUUUGAGGAGAAACCGAAACCAAAAUGAAUCCAUUUCUCAAACAAUAUUAUUUAGCAUUAGAAUUUUGUUGCACAUCAAAGUCAAUUGUCAUAUUUUGACAGCUCGAAUUAAGUGAUUGCUUGAGUGCUUUUUGAAAAAUUUUAUCAGUAUUAAUGAAAAGUUGAUUAGGAGAUAUCUUGGCACGACGCCAUUUUUAUUUUGGUUUAUUAAUGAAUUGUAAAACAGAUAUACGUUAUACAGUAAGAUAUGUUUAAUUUAAUAUUCUGAUGAUUUAUAUUAAUUUUAUUAUUAGCAUUUAAUUCCCCCAUAGUCAAUUUGGGUAUAUUAUAAUAGGAUAAAAAUAGUAAACCAUAAAAUAUUGGUUUUAAUAAUCAGUAGGAAUAUCGUUUUGUAUUAAAUGUAUACAAGUAUUUGCUGCCGGUUUUGCUUAAAGCAAAAAUCUAAUCAUACAGUGUUUGGUAUAAUAUACACUAAUAUUAAAAAAAACUGUGGGCAAAUGGCAAACUUGUCUGUUACCCUAUCAAGCGGAAAGUGACGGUUUUCGGCCAUUUUAAUACGUUACCAAAACCGCUCGGAAAACUACGCGUUUUGUACUACAGUAGGACUGUUAGAAUUAAUCCUUAGAUGUGAUAUUUAGUUAAGAUUUCCUUAUUAGCGAAAACCCCGCUAAAAUGAGAAAUUCAGUAACAGCCAUUCAAAUUUAAAAGCUUGCUAUCAAUAUGUAUUAAAUAAUGCUUACAUUUGAGUAGAGGUUCAAAUUUUUUGGGGUUUUCGUUUGUAGGGGUCAUUGAAGGGCAAAUUCCAAAGGUCAAUAACCUUAGGUUAAUGACAUCGUAUGGUUUCAUCACGUACAAAGCUAUUAAAAUAUAUUAGCCCAAGACUUGUGGUUCUCAAAAUAUUGAAGUUUUUUUAUCGUACACCCGGUUUCUAUAUACAAAGUCGUCUGCCAGACGUUUGAUGAAUGUUUAUACAUUUAGUCUAUAGUAAUAUAUUUUAAUUUCUUAGUUCCUUAUAAUGAAAUAUUCUGCCAUGAAUGAAAAGUCUUGACCACGUGAUAGACCAUUUAAUAUAUUCAUUUUAAUAGGUGUUUUAUUUGUGAACAUUUUUACCCCCUUACGAAAAACUAUAUCAUCUUAAAGAAAUAUUUUUUUCUUUCUAAAUGUUGUUGAAAAGAGAUUUAAUUUAAAAAAAAAACAUAACUCACACUAUGGUUUUUGUUUGUCCUGUGAUUUUGGAAUGGGAUAUUUCGCUUGCCCCGGGAAACAGUCGUAAACAACUAAUACGAUUGUUUCAAAGUCUCCUCAUUUUUGACUUCCUUGGGUGUCUAUAACUGUAAUAUUUUUCAGAAUUUUUGCAAAAAAAAUUAUAAAAACACCACAAUGUAAUUAUUCCAGGAAAAUUAUUUAGUGCGCAAUGUUAGUAUUACUCGUUUACCUAAUUUUGCCUCCCCUGAAAUACAUAGCAACAACCAUAAAGAUUUAGUUUAAAUUGUAAUUCUACCAUACCAUUGUAAUUAUAUAAGUCAAAGCGACAGUUUAAAAACAAAUAUAGUGCGAUAAUAUUAAAUUUCUAAUACACCAAUACCGCGAAAAGAAUAGUAAUAAAUUAUUACGUUCUAGACAUUCGCCAAAAUUACCGUCGUAAUGUGCGGUUACUGUGUUGUCCGUAAUUAUGUUUAAACAGUGAAUCUAUCGUAAAAAGCUAAUCCAAUUAGAUAAAUUACUGUAAUGUACAUUUAGUUAUUUUUUAACUAUUUACACUAAAUAGAUAACAAUGUUUAAAUUGUAAAAAAAAUAGGAAUAUAUAGGAAAAAAUAGCUUUCAUUUGUUAUGUAUAAUUAUAUAUGUAAUGAACUUCGUAUUACUAAUGUUCUCCUAGUAAUAAUAGAGAUACCUUCUUUGCUUUUACGACUUUGUUCUCCGGGGCAAGCGAUUUGAGUAAGAAAAAUUAUGCAUGUAUGUUUGUUGUUUAAUUUGUGUAUUCCAUGCCCGUCUAGAACGACUUAAGUCUACUUUCAGGCCUGUCAAAAAAAAUUUUCUGUAUAAAGAUUGACGAUAGAAAAUGGUUUUUGUUCAUCAAAAUCGGUUGAGUAGUUUUUGAGAUAUUUACGCAUAUCUGGAGGAGGAUUUUUCAAAAUUUUAUUAGAUUUAAGAGUUUCUUGGGAAGUCUUAGACUCUGUUUAUUAAUGUUUACAAAUUAAGCACUGUAGCACAAGUAGUUUUAAGAAAAUUGAUGUCUACGUAAUAUUUAUUAAAAUCUAAAUGUAUAUUUUGUUGUAAAUGAAUCAAUAACGCUUGGACAAUUGUCUACAACUAGCAAGAGCUAGGUUGCAAAUACAGAUAUUGGUUAAAAAAUAUUCUUAAGUAUGCUGUCUUUGUACAUACGAACUAUAUAUUGCGUUAUUCAUAUCGAACGUCACUUUUUUUUAUUUAAUGGGGCAAACGGGCUGGAGGCUAAUCUGAUGUUUAGUGAUACAGCCGCCCAUGGACACUUAAUGCCAUAGGGAGCGUUCACGUAUUACGUCACGCAAUUUUUGAGAUUAUUGGACCCCCCCCCCCUCAAUGUAACGCGCCGUAACGAUUUUCUAUAGUAGGUACUGUACUCAAGUAUAGUAAAACGUUUCGUGACCACCUAGUGACUCGAUAUACCUUAAAGUUACCAUUAUGUGGUGUAAAGUACCUAAAAUAAAUAAUAAAGUAUCGAAAAUAAUAUUAACAAUUCAAUCCUCGCCCCGCAUCGUAACGCUUUACAAAAGGACAAAAUUCGUUACGUAAUACUAGAACGCUUCCAUAGGGCUCGCCAUUGCCGGUCUUUUAAGAAUUAAUACGCUCUUUUCUUGAAGUACCCUAAUAGUUUAAACUCUUAGUGCUUGCAAACCUGUAGGUUUGAAGUUAAUUGCAGCAGUCAAGAAGAGUGUGACAUGAGAUACGAAUAUGGUAAUAGUUAAUUAUCUCGAAAACUAUGGCACUGCAAAGAGCGAUCAAAUCGCUGUCCAAAGUAAUAGUUGUGGACAAUUAUAUAGCGUUAGAGUUGGAAAAUUUGUGUCAUUAUUAUUGAAUUUGUUUGCGCAUAUUAUUUUGUGUAAGUGUAAGGUUCAAAGUCGAGACUUGGCGCGAACAGUGAAGUCAUUUUUUGACAUACGGUAGCGCGUAUUUAAUCUGUCAUUUCAAAAGACAGGUCUAUAUAUGUUCAUAUUACAUUUGCAUGCCUAUUUUAAAUGGCUGAUUGUGCGGUUUUUUUUAUUAAUCUGAAUGUACCACUUUGCAAAUAAACUAUUACUUAUUAAACGAAUAAAAAAAAAGAAAAAAGGAAACGCGCGUUUCGCUUAGACCCUUAUGUCAUAUCUGUUUUGACAAUUGACAUAUGAUUGCCCUAAGUCUCGACUGAAUCGUACCCUAUGUGUAUAUCAUAAGUUUUUUACCCAUAAGAAGGUUUUGCAUUUACCAUAAAAUCAAUAAGAAAUCUUAGAAUUGCGCGUAAGUCAUACAUAAUUGCAUGUUGAAUAUGUCUUAUAAGAGUAAUCUUGUCUUAAGUUAUAUAAAUAGAAAAUUCACGAAAAUCACUUCGUACAAUAACUGAAAUGACAAUAUUUUAAUGGCAGCUUAAUUUAUUUUAUUAUUCCUUUCAGUCUAGUAUUUAAUUGAUUUGACAAGUGACUCAGUCCGCCAUUAUUACAGAUUGUACAGCAAUAGUAUUUGCAUAGACUAUGUGACUCUAGAAGUAAAAACCUUCUUAUGAUCUCAAUAAUGUGAAUGAAUCUUCAAAUUUUUCCUAUUUUUAGCUUUAACUGUGGUUAUUUUUUACCAAUAAAGUUAUUAUAUGUGA
This is a messenger RNA of Pieris napi, 6986 nucleotides long. RefSeq lists its product as uncharacterized. The transcript has 11 exons. Gene Ontology annotation, molecular function: protein binding. The record is from RefSeq and is a predicted model, not a curated record. Bases 213 to 3188 code for a protein of 991 amino acids. Lineage: Eukaryota; Metazoa; Arthropoda; Insecta; Lepidoptera; Pieridae.